AUGGCCAAAGCAAAGCAGGCAAAGGGUGCCAACGUGCCUCACAAGGCUUUGCAUAGCAGGUUGUCUUAUUUAUACCAGGCGGCGACCUAUCUAUCAGCCCAGGAGAAAACUUCCACAGCUCCAGCUAUUCCUACCCCUCCACCAGUUCCCUCUCAACCCCACCUACAAAAUGCCGGCGAUGAAAGCGGUCACAACCAAGUACCGGCUGAGCCCCAGCCAGCCUCUUCUCAAUUUCUCACGAGAGUGCUACUUUCAGACCUCCGCACUGUCUCGAUGAAAAUGCAGAUCCGCCUAUCUCCAGGCAUGAAACACACGAUAUGCAAACGCUGUGACGCACUGUUACAAGACGGCUCAACCUGCGUGACAAAGAUCGAAAACAAGAGCAAGAAUGGAAGGAAGCCCUGGGCCGAUGUGCUGGUACGGACGUGCGGCAACUGUGGCUGCAAGAAGCGAUUCCCCGUCAAUGCGGAGAGGCAACCGCGGCGACCGAACCGGGUGUCUAAAGCUACGACUCAAGUCGGUUGA
Pseudogymnoascus destructans is the source of this 525-nucleotide messenger RNA. RefSeq lists its product as uncharacterized. The coding region runs from base 1 to 525 and encodes 174 amino acids. Gene Ontology annotation, cellular component: nucleolar ribonuclease P complex. Gene Ontology annotation, biological process: tRNA processing. The transcript has a single exon. NCBI's taxonomy places the organism in Eukaryota, Fungi, Ascomycota, Leotiomycetes, Thelebolales, Thelebolaceae. The record is from RefSeq and is a predicted model, not a curated record.